Molecule: messenger RNA, 1032 nt
Organism: Dermatophagoides pteronyssinus (European house dust mite)
Lineage: Eukaryota; Metazoa; Arthropoda; Arachnida; Sarcoptiformes; Pyroglyphidae
Product: fatty acid hydroxylase domain-containing protein 2-like
Biological process (GO): lipid biosynthetic process
Molecular function (GO): oxidoreductase activity; iron ion binding
Source: RefSeq, a predicted model, not a curated record
ACACAUGUCCCCGUUUAACAAUAUGAGAUAAGAAUUUUCCAGUUUUCAUAAAUAACUUUUAAAAAUUGGGAAAUUUAUCAUUUUCAUUUUUGUCGUUCGAAACGAGUCGUCACAUAACAUUUGAACAAAAUGUUGAAAACAUUAAAUCUGAUCGAUAACAUCACGGAGCCAUAUCGAUUAUCGGUGGAAAAUCAAUAUGAAAUGUUCAUUGAUCAACGUUUUAAAGGUGACCAUAUCUUGGCGGGACAAAUUACUGGCUUGUUCAUCACAAUAGCCCUGUAUUGGAUUGUUGGUGCAGCCUAUACAUUCAUCGAUAUUUAUCAAUGGCCAAAAUUUAUUUUAAAAUAUAAAAUUCAAACGGAUAAAUCGCAGGUGAAUGGCAAGGAUUUGAACAGAUUAGUGAAACAGGUGUUGAUUAAUCAAAUAUUGGGUGCCAUAAUGGGUUUUUCAUUUCACUUUUUAAGAAGGAAUAACAUUCUUUUUCCACAACCAUCCACACAAAUACCAACAAUCAGCCGAUUUAUUACCGAAUGGAUAUCAUUCAUAUUGAUACGUGAAGUUUUGUUUUAUUAUACGCAUCGAUUAUGUCAUCAUGGUAAUCUCUAUCGUCAUAUUCAUAAACGCCACCAUGAAUGGCAAACACCGAUUGCUCUUGCAGCUAUUUAUUGCCAUCCAAUUGAACAUGCAAUUGUCAAUUUUUUUCCUGUCAUUAUUGGACCAUUUCUAAUGCGUUCACAUAUCCUUGUUGAAAAUAUUUGGUUAUUAUACACUGUCUUAUUAACAUUGAAUGACCAUUGUGGUUACCAUUUUCCAUGGUCAUUAUCACCAGUUUUUCAUGAUUUUCAUCAUCUCAAAUUCAAUGUGAAUUAUGGAAUUCUUGGCAUAUUAGAUUGGCUGCAUGGUACUGAUAAAAUUUUCCGCAAAUCAAAAUAUUUUCAAAAUCAUCAUAUCUAUUUUGGCUUAACACCGCCAAAUUAUUCAAAAAUUGAAUGAUCGAAUUAAAUAAUCUAAAUUUUUCAAUUUUGUCAUGAA